AUGUCGAAGCAGACAUACAGCGUGUGCUUCUGCUGGAGGCGGCGGUUCAAGCUGGCCCUGGCGGAGGCGCCGUCGGAGAUCAAGACUCUCUUCGAGGAGUACUCCGAGAAUGAGAUCAUGACGCCUUCGCAUCUGAAAAGGUUCCUGGUUGAAGUGCAAAAGCAAGAGAAGGCCACUGAAGAAGAUGCGCAAGCCAUCAUCGACAGCUUCAGGCAUUUCCAUCGCAGAGGCGUUGGCCUCAACCUCGAAUCUUUCUUCAAGUACCUCUUCGGUGAAGACAACCCUCCUCUUCUUCCUUCUCAUGGGGUGAACCACAAUAUGAAUUUACCCUUGUCACAUUAUUUCAUAUAUACUGGGCAUAAUUCCUAUUUAACUGGGAAUCAGCUGAGCAGCGACUGCAGUGAUGUACCCAUCAUAAAUGCACUGAAGAGAGGUGUGAGGGUGAUUGAAUUGGACAUAUGGCCUAAUGCAGCAAAGGAUAAUAUAGAUGUUCUUCAUGGAAGAACAUUGACUACUCCUGUAGAGCUCAUCAGAUGUUUAAGAUCUAUUAAGGAAUAUGCCUUUGUGGCAUCAGAAUAUCCAGUUGUAAUAACCCUAGAAGACCACCUGACACCGGAUCUUCAGGCUAGAGUGGCUGAGAUGGUUACACAAACUUUUGGAGACAUUCUAUUUACUCCUAACACCGAUAGUGUGAAGGAGUUCCCUUCUCCUGAAUCACUUAAAAAGAGGAUUAUUAUAUCAACCAAACCACCUAAGGAGUACCUUGGGGCAAAUGAAAAAGGUAAAGGGGAUGAUUCACAUGAAAAGGUAAAGGGGGAUGAUUCACAACACCGAAAGCCAUCAGGAGAGGAUGAAACUUGGGGGAAGGAAUUUCCUAGCUUGAAAGGUGGUACUCUGGAUGAUUUCAAGGACUACAAUGUGGAGGAAUAUCUUAAUGAUGAGGAAGAAUCUGAUGAAUUAGAUAAGUCACAACAUAAUGAAGCUCCAGAAUAUAGACACCUAAUCGCCAUUCAUGCUGGGAAGCCUAAAGGUGGAUUAGAGGAAUGCCUCAAAGUGGAUCCUAAUAAAGUGAGACGUCUGAGUUUAAGUGAGCAACAGCUUGAGAAGGCUGCUAUAAAUCAUGGAAAGCAAAUUGUCAGGUUUACACAGCGGAAUAUUUUGAGGGUGUAUCCCAAAGGUACACGCAUUGACUCAUCAAAUUAUAACCCAUUAAUUGGGUGGAUGCAUGGAGCUCAAAUGGUUGCAUUUAACAUGCAGGGUUAUGGUAGAUCUCUUUGGUUAAUGCAUGGAAUGUUCAGAGCCAAUGGAGGGUGUGGUUAUGUUAAAAAACCAGAUUUUCUAUUAAAUUCUGGUCCAGAUAAUGAGGUCUUCGAUCCUAAAGCCAAGUUACCUGUGAAGACUACUUUGAAGGUAACUGUAUAUAUGGGGGAAGGAUGGUAUUAUGAUUUCAAGCAUACACACUUUGAUCAAUACUCACCUCCAGACUUCUACACAAGAGUGGGGAUUGCUGGAGUCCCUAAUGAUACUGUAAUGAAGAGAACAAGGGCAAUAGAGGAUAAUUGGUUACCUACAUGGAAUGAGGUAUUUGAGUUCCCUCUUACUGUUCCAGAGUUGGCCUUGCUUCGCAUAGAAGUUCAUGAGUAUGACAUGUCUGAGAAAGAUGACUUUGGUGGACAAACAUGCCUACCAAUCUGGGAGCUAAGAAGUGGCAUUCGAGCAAUUCCACUGCAUAGCCAAAAAGGAGAGAAAUACAACUCUGUAAAGCUUCUCAUGCGCUUUGAGUUUAUUAAUUGA
Messenger RNA from Sphenostylis stenocarpa, 1794 nucleotides. The record is from the annotation of a GenBank genome assembly. NCBI's taxonomy places the organism in Eukaryota, Viridiplantae, Streptophyta, Magnoliopsida, Fabales, Fabaceae.